AUGAUGGGCGAAAAAGUGGAACUGGCUGACAUGAUGGAAUACCUCCGCAGAAUGGAAAAGAAAAACGCCACACCCACAGCCCUAGCUGAAAAGGAAGAAAGCGGGCAUGGAAACAAUCCCGAUUUGGAACCAAUGGACAUUGGAGCUGUGAACACCAAGCCAGCUAAACACGGGGCUAGAAGCGGCUACCUGAAGGGGCCACGCGAGAUAACGGCCGCACCUACAGACCGACCUCGAGUCAAUUCAGUACUUGUACAAGUGACCCAGUGGAAGGUGCAAAUGCGUUCCUCUGAUGAUGCCAUAGAGGUCACUCCGCCUGGAAGUGAUGAGAGAGUGCACCUCUCAGCGCUCCCAACGGCAUUUGCAUCCUCUAUGGUUCGAGGUGUGGAGAUUGUGUCCGAAGAAAAAGGGAGCGACGAGGCUUCCCCACCGUGCAGAGGCACCGAAGAGAAUAAUGGAGGCACGCAAGCACUCCGUCAUGAUGGUCUGGCGAAGACCGCAGUUUUGCGGGAAUCGAUCCAGUUAACACCCGAGGAAUGGCAGAAGUUGGCAAAAUUGAAGGAAGAGUUCUCAGACGCACUCAAUAGCAAAGAGGUACCGGCGAGCAGACGACCCCCUCACCUGGAAGAGGAAAUUGAGCGGCAGGGCAAGGUUCAGCCGUCAACUAGCGCCUUUGGGCACAAUCGCGUGCUGGCGAAGAAAAAGGACGGCAGGUGGCGCAUGUGCGUCGACUUCAAGCACCUCAACAAGAUUACAGUGAAACAGAAGUUUCCGAUGCCCAGGGUGGACGAAAUCCUCGACCGCCUACAGGGUUCGGCGGUAUACUCAGCAUUUGACUUCGCCGAGGCCUUUUUGCAUAUCUCUAUUCACCCGGAGGAUAGGCACAAGACGGCGUUCCAUAGCCGCACUCGCAACCUGGAGUAUACUUCAGGGGUUGAACCAGAUCCGGCUAAGAUCGAGGCAAUUCAGAGGUGGCCGCUACCGCUGUACACGCGGACGGACGUUCAGAAGUUCGUCAGGCUCGCCUCAUACUGUCGCAAUUUCAUUCCUGGGUUCGCUCGCAUUGCUGCCCCUCUAACUGAUCUCCUCAAGAAGGAGAAGCAGUUUAUUUGGACGGAGAACGAGGAUGAAGCCGCCCGACGCCUCAUCGGACACAUGACAUCAUCCCCAGUACUCGCGCUCCUUGAUUUUGAUAAACCCUUUUUCCUUACGACCGAUGCCAGUGACACCGCAGUCGCGGUUAUGCUCUCUCAGCAGGCUAUUGAUACUCAUGCGGCUGCAGUCCUAGCUAAGCUCAACCACGGGCGACGGGUCAAGCACUACAGCACCGAUGGCGAUAUCCUGUGGUAUCACACGAAGCGUGGUGUUCGUCAAUUGUACGUUCUGGCCUCGCUUCGCACGGAACUUUUACGGAAAAUGCAUGACCAUGCCUUGGCAGGUCAUGGUGGGGUCAAUACAACGGUGGAGCGUGUUGCCAGGUCCUUGUGGUGGCCUAGGAUGCGCCCCUCUGUCGAGGAAUACGUCCUCUCUUGUCCGGACUGCCAGAAGCAAAAGCCGCGAAACACGCUCAAACCCGGAUUCCUGCAUAGCCUGUCUAUUCCCGAUAGGAUCUGGACGGAUAUCUCCAUGGAUUUCAUACUGGGCUUACCACCCGUCAGAGGCCAUGAUAGUAUAUAUAUUGUGGUGGACCGGCUUAGCAAAUAUGCUCACUUUAUUCCCUGCUCGAGCACGGUCACAGCGGAAGGAGUGUCCCAACUAUUCAUCAAUCAUGUGUGGAAGCUCCACGGCUCCCCAAAAAGCAUCAUUGCCGACAGGGAUCCGAAGUUCGUUAGCGCCUUCUGGCGCAGCCUCAUGCAACGGCUCGGUAUCGACCACAACAUGACAACCGCCAACCAUCCGGAGGCUGACGGCCAGACCGAAGGGACUAACCGCACGCUGGUGGAGUAUUUGCGACUUUACACCCAACAUAACACAUCUAACUGGCUUGACUUUCUUGCUUUCAGCUUCAACCCGGGCGACUUGGUUCUGGUGGAUUCGCACGCCCUCCGUAGCGCGCAGGAGGGCGAGCAACCCAAAAAGUUUGCCACACGACGGGUUGGACCGUUUGCGGUCCGCUCUCCGGUCAACGCCUUGGCGUAUAUUAUCGAUUUACCCCCAACGUGGAGAUGUCACCACACUAUUAAUGUGGGUUUCUUAAAACAGCUUCGGGGAUCUCCGCGGUUUCCUCGCACUCUAGCGAGGAAACCGCACCAACGACCCCGCGAGCUUCCCCGCCUCGAGGAGACAGAGAUUCUCGAAGUGCGGGUUAACGCCCGCCGCGGCCAUCGGAAACGCGAAUAUUACGUCAAAUGGCCGGGCACACGCGAUCCCGAGUGGGUUUCGGAGGAUCGACUACGGGAUGCGAUCCCCCCCGAACAGCUAAGUGCUCUCCUGGACCUCGCAUCGCCUACACCUAGUGUGUGGAUGCAGGCAGGUUGCGGGAGUGGGAACGGGCACCGGGGAGGAGAACAGCAGAGGCAGCAGCAGCGGCAGCAGCAGCAGCAACCGAUCAAGUUCAACAUGACCAUCUGCGCACGAGGACGUGCGCUUUUUGCUGAUGGGGGGGCAGAUGUAACAUGA
Messenger RNA from Eimeria mitis, 2619 nucleotides. Its product is annotated as Retrotransposon nucleocapsid protein, related. The transcript is spliced from 8 exons. Gene Ontology annotation, molecular function: nucleic acid binding. The coding region runs from base 1 to 2619 and encodes 872 amino acids. Gene Ontology annotation, biological process: DNA integration. The record is from RefSeq and is a predicted model, not a curated record. Lineage: Eukaryota; Apicomplexa; Conoidasida; Eucoccidiorida; Eimeriidae.